GCAGGAAGUGACUCGCAGCCGCUGCGGGGACUCUGGCUCCAGGCUCCUGGCGAGAUCCCCGAGCCCCGGCGGCUGGUGCUGGGAGCCCGGAGCCCGGGCUGCAGCCGGGAGAGGGGAAUCUCCAGCAGGGCCCUUCCCGCUGCUCCCCAGGAGCCUCUCCCAGGGCAGAGCCCCCAGCCCGGCCAGGCCCCUUCCCGGCCCGGCCCCUGCCCCAGGGGGCCCCGCUCGGAGGGAAGGCUGAGGAAUCGUGUCCACAUUUCGCUCCAGAUGGGCCCUUCUUCCAGGAGACAGGGAAGGAAAAUGGCUGUGAUGGAGCCAGCUCAGGUGCCGGUGACCUUCGAGGAGGUGGCUGUGUAUUUCACCGAGAGGCAGGGAGCUCUGCUCGACCCCGCUCAGAGAGCCCUCUACAGGGACGUCAUGCAGGAGAAUUAUGAGACGGUGAUCUCGCUGGGAUUUCCCCUUCCCAAACCUGACCUGAUCAGCCGGAUGGAACGAGGGGAAGAGCCAUGGGUGCCCGAUCUCCAGGCCUGUGAAGAAAGAGAGAUCCCAAGAGGCUUCCACACAGCACAAUGACUCCUCUCUGGAUUGUCUCUCUCUCCCAGCAGGUGAUGAGAGAGUGAGUGAGAAGAAGGAGGGUAAUCAACAAAAGGAAGUUCCUGGGCAUGGGGAAUCACAGGGGACCUUUGUUGGAAGUA
This is a messenger RNA of Malaclemys terrapin pileata, 695 nucleotides long. RefSeq names its product zinc finger protein 707-like. Bases 268 to 573 code for a protein of 101 amino acids. The transcript is spliced from 5 exons. Lineage: Eukaryota; Metazoa; Chordata; Testudines; Emydidae. The record is from RefSeq and is a predicted model, not a curated record. Gene Ontology annotation, biological process: regulation of DNA-templated transcription.